Messenger RNA from Aspergillus pseudotamarii, 1400 nucleotides. RefSeq lists its product as uncharacterized. Lineage: Eukaryota; Fungi; Ascomycota; Eurotiomycetes; Eurotiales; Aspergillaceae. Bases 106 to 1164 code for a protein of 352 amino acids. The record is from RefSeq and is a predicted model, not a curated record. The transcript has 2 exons.
CUUUCCUCAACUGAAUUUAUCCAACAUGCCUCAUCCUCCUCCCUCUCCUGAUCGUACAAGUACUCAUCAACACCCACUACUCGAUCCCCCUCCGCCGGAAGAAACAUGGCAAUCAAUCAGAUCCCACGCAUCAUUGGCUUCCAAAUUCUGCGCUCGCUCAAUCUCCUCAUUUCCUCUGCGGGCGACAAUGACCUUUUGAAUAUAGCCAAGGACUUUUUCUGGGGUCUCCCCGAUCAAGAAGCAGGCAUCCCAGAUGCCCUGUUCUACACAUAUAUGAUCGAUACAGUCAUAAACAGCCUCAUUGACUAUUAUCUCAGCCACGUGGUCGCAAUUAUGCUGAUUCUCGAAAGCGAGAGGCUACAUGCUACCAACCAGAGUACAGCUGACUUCGUCAAUGACAGCAUCCAGAAUCAACCGACUACUCGCAGCUUGACCCGAGCUUCUUCGUUCCUGUAUCGUAUGGGUGGUCUGCGGAUGUUCUUAAAAGGUCUCCAGACGGGACUCGUGUACCGCGCUGUCCACUUUGCCCUCACAAGUCUAUUACAGAUGGUACUCUUCCGACAUGAUCUUCUCAGGCCCAUCGCGCAUGUCAUAUCUACCGUGGUUUUAGCGGAACUCCACAUGGCCUGGACACACGCCACUAUAUCCGCAACCUCAUCCACAGGGUCUUUGUUAAAACUGCGCCACAAUCACAAAGCAUGGAGGAAGCUACUCACACCAUCCUUGGUCUGCGCUGCAGCCCGCGCAGUAAUCGAUUAUCUUCCCGAUGCCGCUGACUCUUCAUUCAACCUAUUCUUCAAGCAGACCAGCACACAUGACCCCUCAGAACAUUAUAUUGCAUACUUUGAAGUAUCAACCAUGUUACCAACACUUAUCCUUCGCAUGAUUGUCAUGCUCCCGGCUUCUAUUGCAUUGAUCUUAGUAGAAGCGAGCUUUCUCCCCGAAACGGAGACCACAAUCGUUCCUUCCACUCAGGGCCGGAGAGCAAGGAUGUCUGCAUUGGUCUGGGGAAAGAUCAGCAAAGUUCGAUCGGGUUUUCCUGGUGUUUAUGGGCUUGUACGGGGUUCCACAUUCUUCUGGCUGUGGGAGCUGCAUGCUAAGCGGUGUCUACUACAGUCUGUGGUUGAUAUUAUCAGCAUGUGGUUGGAGGGUGGAUUCGAAUAAAAGGUAUCCCACAAUAAUUCUGGCACUGUAGCUCAGGGCCGCUCGUCCUGGUUUCCUCGAGAGGGGCAGACAGAGAACAGAAGGGAAGGGAAUAAAGCAAGAAAAGUACUUUCAAUGGUGAUGUAUAUGCGCAAAAACCCGAAGGGCACCGAGGAUAUUGUAGUAAUACAUAUAUAGCUAAACAAGCCAAGGCCGGCAAUCAACCUGCUAUUGACCUUUGAGUCGUGGUUCCUAAG